Molecule: messenger RNA, 1058 nt
Organism: Arachis stenosperma
Lineage: Eukaryota; Viridiplantae; Streptophyta; Magnoliopsida; Fabales; Fabaceae
Product: thioredoxin O1, mitochondrial
Exons: 7
Coding region: 59-613 (184 amino acids)
Source: RefSeq, a predicted model, not a curated record
ACUUAAAAAGGUAGGAAGAAGAAGGAGAAAGCAAAACAAAGCAGAGAAGAGAGAAUCCAUGGCGAGAAGCUCGAUCCUUCGAUCAUUGGUUCUUAGCCGUGCAAUGCUGAAUAGGGUUCGCCCAUUCUCCAACCAUCUUACCUCUCAUUCAUUCCCCUCUCCUCCUCAAUCUCACUCCUCUCUCUUCGCCUCCGUCGCCGCCGCCACCAUCGCUUCCUCUCAGCUCUCUCUUUUCCACCACUCCCGCUCGCUCUCCUCCGCCUCAGCUCCUUCCGAUGUUGUCCUUGUUAAUUCAGAGAAAGAGUUCAAUGAUAUCCUCAGAAAAGUUCAAGAUAACUCGUUGCAUGCCAUCUUCUAUUUCACUGCAGUCUGGUGUGGACCUUGCAGGUUUAUUUCUCCUAUAAUUGGAGAACUAAGUAAGAAGUACCCUCAUGUAACAACAUAUAAGAUUGAUAUUGAUCAGGAAGAAAUUCAAGGCACAUUAGGCAAGUUACAGAUUACAUCUGUGCCAACGCUCCAUUUCUUUCAAAAUGGGAAAAAGGCUGAUGAACUUAUAGGUGCCGAUGUUGCACGAUUGAACCAUAUUACAGAGAAACUCUUCAAGAAGGACUGACUUUGGUUUUCAGAGGUGGGAAUGGCUGAUGGUUGAUGAAGUACAAAAUGAUCAAACUGCAACUGCUUAAUAUUUUUUUUUUUUAAAUAUUAUUCACAGUCAUCAUUUUAUUCUAUUUCAAAUUUCCAUGAGAGAAGAGAGAAUAUGCAUACAUGUUUAGGACAUGGGACAUAUGCAUUUACAUGUAGAAUAUCGUUGAGCCUGAAGUUUCAAGAACUUGUGUCACUUAUUGUUACACUUAAUAAUAGUUUUCGAGCUUUAUUUUUCAGAAGUGGACCAUUUGAGUUAUGCUUGUUCAUUCCAUCUCUGCAUGGUUGAUUUUUGUGAAAUACAAUAUGAGUUUCCCAGGUGUUCUUGAACCGCUCCGUUUAACUAUUUUGGGUUCUUUUGCAUAACAAACCUUUCCAAACUAGUGCAACACAAUGAAAUGAGGUCUACUAAUUGC